CUCUGAGCUGAGACUCCAUGACAACUAGCAGGAUAAGGACACAUGCACUGAAACAUGAAAGUGCUGAAGAAUGGUCUGGAAGACUGUGGCUGCCAUGAGAAAUAUGCAGCUGAUUUCCUUAGAGGACAAAAGAAAUGAGGACCUUAGCAUCCUGAGACGUUUUGGAUUCAUAGCCCUCACGACUGACCCAGUCAGAGUUCAUCAUGUCGAAGUUGAAAAGCUCAGAGUCCGUCAGGGUGGUGGUUCGCUGUCGGCCCAUGAAUGGCAAGGAGAAGGCUGCUUCCUAUGACAAGGUGGUGGAUGUGGAUGUGAAGCUGGGACAGGUAUCUGUGAAGAACCCCAAAGGAACAGCCCAUGAAAUGCCCAAGACCUUCACCUUUGAUGCGGUCUAUGACUGGACUGCCAAGCAGUUUGAACUCUACGAUGAGACGUUCCGACCACUCGUGGACUCUGUCCUGCAAGGUUUCAAUGGGACAAUUUUUGCCUAUGGACAAACUGGGACUGGGAAAACCUACACGAUGGAAGGGGUCCGUGGUGACCCUGAAAAAAGAGGGGUCAUUCCUAACUCAUUUGACCACAUCUUCACCCACAUCUCUCGAUCCCAGAAUCAACAGUACCUGGUCAGGGCUUCUUACUUAGAGAUCUACCAGGAGGAGAUCCGAGAUCUGCUCUCCAAGGAUCAGACAAAAAGGCUUGAGCUGAAAGAGAGGCCUGACACUGGAGUGUAUGUGAAAGACCUGUCUUCCUUUGUUACCAAGAGCGUGAAGGAGAUAGAACACGUGAUGAAUGUGGGGAACCAGAACCGUUCUGUCGGUGCUACCAACAUGAAUGAGCACAGCUCACGUUCUCAUGCAAUUUUUGUUAUUACUAUUGAGUGCAGUGAGGUGGGCCUCGAUGGUGAAAACCAUAUCCGUGUAGGGAAAUUGAACCUUGUAGAUCUCGCAGGCAGCGAACGGCAAGCCAAGACUGGCGCACAAGGGGAAAGAUUAAAGGAAGCUACCAAGAUCAACCUCUCCCUUUCAGCCUUGGGUAAUGUCAUCUCUGCCCUGGUAGAUGGCAAAAGCACUCAUAUUCCAUAUCGGGACUCAAAGCUUACCAGGCUCCUCCAAGAUUCCCUCGGUGGCAAUGCCAAGACUGUGAUGGUCGCCAACGUGGGGCCUGCCUCUUACAAUGUAGAAGAGACUCUGACCACUCUGCGAUAUGCCAACCGUGCCAAAAACAUUAAGAACAAACCAAGGGUCAAUGAAGAUCCUAAGGAUGCCCUCCUUCGAGAAUUCCAGGAAGAGAUUGCUCGGCUCAAGGCCCAGCUGGAAAAACGGUCCAUUGGCAGAAGGAAGAGGCGAGAGAAGCGGAGGGAAGGUGGUGGCAGUGGUGGGGGUGGGGAAGAGGAGGAGGAGGAGGGAGAAGAGGGUGAGGAGGAAGGGGAUGAUAAGGAUGAUUACUGGCGGGAACAGCAAGAAAAACUGGAGAUUGAGAAGCGGGCCAUUGUAGAGGACCACAGCUUGGUUGCAGAGGAGAAGAUGAGGCUGCUGAAGGAGAAGGAGAAAAAGAUGGAGGAUUUGCGGCGAGAGAAGGAUGCUGCCGAGAUGCUGGGCGCCAAGAUCAAGGCCAUGGAGAGUAAGCUGCUUGUUGGAGGAAAAAAUAUAGUAGAUCAUACAAAUGAACAGCAGAAAAUUCUGGAGCAGAAACGGCAGGAAAUUGCAGAGCAGAAACGUCGAGAAAGAGAAAUCCAGCAACAGAUGGAAAGUCGAGAUGAGGAGACCUUGGAACUUAAAGAGACAUACAGUUCCUUGCAGCAAGAAGUGGACAUCAAGACCAAAAAACUCAAAAAGCUCUUCUCCAAGCUUCAGGCGGUGAAGGCCGAGAUCCACGACCUCCAAGAAGAGCACAUCAAGGAGCGCCAAGAGCUGGAGCAGACUCAGAACGAGCUCACCAGGGAGCUGAAACUCAAGCAUCUUAUUAUAGAAAACUUUAUCCCUCUGGAGGAAAAAAGUAAAAUUAUGAAUAGAUCCUUCUUUGAUGAAGAGGAAGACCAUUGGAAAUUACAUCCUAUAACAAGACUGGAGAACCAGCAGAUGAUGAAGCGGCCAGUCUCAGCCGUGGGAUAUAAGAGACCGUUGAGCCAACAUGCAAGAAUGUCCAUGAUGAUGCGUCCAGAGGCCCGAUACAGGGCAGAAAACAUUGUGCUGUUAGAGCUGGACAUGCCCAGCCGCACCACCAGAGACUACGAGGGCCCAGCCAUCGCCCCCAAGGUCCAGGCUGCGUUGGAUGCGGCUCUGCAGGAUGAAGAUGAGAUACAGGUGGAUGCAUCAUCCUUUGAAAGCACUGCAAAUAAGAAAUCCAAGUCGAGGCCUAAAAGUGGAAGGAAGUCGGGAUCCUCCUCUUCUUCCUCAGGAACCCCUGCAUCUCAGCUUUAUCCACAGUCUCGGGGGCUGGUUCCAAAGUAAAGCCAGCUCCUCCUCUCCCAGGGCAUGAACGGCAUUUGCCUUCUGAGAGAAGAGACAAGCAAAAAGCUGCUAAGAGGACCUGAGCCCAAACUCAGAACCAUUCCCCUGAGGAGAAGCAAUGGCCUCUUUGCAGAUUCACCAACUCAAUCUGAUUGAACUUGCUGGUCCUAAUCUGGCACUCAGCCCCUCUGGGAAACGUCUUUUAAUUAGCAUCUCAGAAAUGCAUGGGUAAGGUAAAGUGCGAUAGUCCAAGUGGAAAGCAAGAGAAUGACCAGUGACCUUGCUUCCCUUCUCCCUUUCCCUCUUCUCCUCCCCCCUUCCCAGUCCUCCCCUCUCCUUUUCUAGCCUGUUCUUCAUGGUGGGCUCCCUUCUUGUUGAACAAUAGGGCAGAAUCAGGAGUCACCUUGGUCUUUGGAACCUCAAGAUAAGAUGACAGUGAGGUUGAAAAGUGAAAGCCCUAGAACUUGAAUAAGUGCCUGUUCUUGUAGGGAGAAAUGAGAAAUGUCAUUUGGACCCAGGCUCUAGGUGGGUGCCAUCAGUGCCCUUGCUUCCAUGCACCUCUGUGAGAAGUGGAUCUGCCUUUGGGAUCUGCUCAAUGAGGAAAUCUCCAGUCUCUGCUCCUGAGGGAUUCAAUGUUGGAAGCAAUAGAAAUAACAUUCCCUUUGCCUCCUUGGAGCAUUUAGGAAAAUAGCUUCUUUAAAACCUCAAAACCGUGACCAUCCUGUUAAAGACCUAAGUCUAUAAACUGGUGCCAUGUCCAUACAACACCCCAUGUCACUUUACUCUUCAUUUGUCACCAUCUUUUCCAUGCAUGCAUACUCUGAGCGUCCUUGCAUAGGCCCAUCCUCUGCCUCCAGAGUGUGCUCCGCAGUGCACUUGCUUUGUGGGAGAAACGAGGUUGGCUCUGCCUUCUCUGAUGGGGCUAGAAUUGAAGGAAGGAGACAUAUAGUGGCACUUUUGAAUUCCCCAUUUUGUUCCAUAUUGGCAUAAAGAGCAGAAGAAUAACGAGGCAGAUACAGAGAUGGAGAUGUGAUACUCGAUGCAGUGGGAAGGGAAGACAUACAGAUGGAAGCAAAGGAAUCCUGCCUGCCUGUGGUGAAAACACCGAAUUCUAGAACUGUGGCUCUGUCCAUGCGGAGCCUGAGAUGCUGGUGAGGAGUGGCUGUGUGAUUGAAUAGGCUCAGAGGAGAGUUCCGAAUUCCCGUUUACAUAUACUAGUUUGGUUUGUAAGUUUCAGUUCCUUGUGUUAUUGAGAUUCGAAGCUUCGUUUUAUGUUGGUCAUUAGGUGACUGUUACUCAUAUUCCCCGCAAGAGAAGCUCUUAAGUGUGUGUGGGUGUGUGAGCACAAUGGUGCUUGUGUUCUGUUAAGUGUGUCCAUGUGUGUCUGUAAGAGAGAGAGAGACCAAGAACUUGCCCAAUUUUAGAAAUAUACUAAUGUGCAGUUAUUGC
This is a messenger RNA of Microcebus murinus (gray mouse lemur), 3896 nucleotides long. It is a transcript of the gene KIF3B, whose product is annotated as kinesin family member 3B. The record is from RefSeq and is a predicted model, not a curated record. Gene Ontology annotation, cellular component: microtubule. Lineage: Eukaryota; Metazoa; Chordata; Mammalia; Primates; Cheirogaleidae. Gene Ontology annotation, molecular function: microtubule binding; ATP binding; microtubule motor activity. Gene Ontology annotation, biological process: microtubule-based movement; mitotic cell cycle.